Messenger RNA from Chrysoperla carnea, 1642 nucleotides. Its product is annotated as glycerate kinase. Gene Ontology annotation, cellular component: cytoplasm. The coding region runs from base 88 to 1611 and encodes 507 amino acids. Gene Ontology annotation, molecular function: glycerate kinase activity. The transcript has a single exon. Gene Ontology annotation, biological process: protein phosphorylation. NCBI's taxonomy places the organism in Eukaryota, Metazoa, Arthropoda, Insecta, Neuroptera, Chrysopidae. The record is from RefSeq and is a predicted model, not a curated record.
UAUAAAAAACUUAAAGAAACUGAACCAAACUUAAGUAAUUAAGUGUAAAAGAGCUAAAAGUUAAGACAGUCGAAUCAGUCUAUCACAAUGAUAAAACGAAAAGUUUUACAAGACUUAAAAAAUAUUUAUUUAAAUGGAGUAGCCGCCGUUACACCCGAAAAAUUAAUCACAAAGAAUGUUUCCGUUGAAAAUACAAAAACAGUAACAAUAUGCGACAAAAAAUAUUACGUUGAAAACGGUUGUUAUGUGGUUGGUUUUGGAAAAGCUGUUCUUGGUAUGGCGUUAUCUUUAGAAAAAACAUUGGGUGAAACUUUAAAAGCUGGAAUAAUAAGUGUACCUGUUGGUAUUUUAAACACCAUUAAAACUGAAUUUAAUCUGAAAGAUACAAAUCUUCGGAUAUUGGAAGGUGCUAAAGAUAAUUUACCAGAUCAACAAGCUGAAAAUAAUUCCAAAGAAAUUGUGAAUUUCAUUAAAGAUUUACACGAAGAUGUAUUACUGAUUGUACUGAUAUCAGGCGGUGGAUCAGCAUUACUUCCGCUCCCAAAACCGCCAUUAACUUUAUCAGAAAAAUUAGCGAUUAUAAAACAUAUGACGAGCGCCGGAGCCACCAUAAACGAAUUAAAUAUGGUCAGAAAGCAGUUAUCGGUACUCAAAGGAGGUGGAUUAGCAGAAAUUGUUUCUCCUCGUCAAACGGUAUCGCUUAUAAUAUCCGACGUAAUAGGCAAUCCAUUGGAUUUCAUUGCAAGUGGUCCCACUGUGAGAAAUUGUGAUACAAGAAUCGAAGUACAACAAGUUUUUGAGAAGUAUAACUUAAAGUCUUUAAUUCCGACUGUUUUAUACGAAGAAAUAUUUUCUGAAAAUAAUUUUCGUUUGAUAAGCUCCAAAGAAUCAAAAAUCGAAGAUUACAGCCAUAUAGAUAAUUAUAUAAUUGGGAAUAAUGGUAUUGCAUUACAAAAAGCUUUUAACGUAGCGGAAUCAUUGGGAUAUGCAGCAUGUAUCUUAUCGGGAAACGUUGAGGGUAACGUUGAUGAGGGUAGUGCAAAAUAUGUCGAAUUAACAGAGUUAAUUAAAGAAUUCCUUUUAAUUGAAGCGCCUGCUAAACAACAUUUUUUUGAAAAGUUUAAAGCAUUACGAAUAUUUUUCAAUAUUGCACAUGAGACAGAGGAAAAAUUAUAUCAAACCAUAUUGAGAUUCAAGGAAAAAACCGUUACUGACAUUUGUUUGUUAAUGGGUGGUGAAACGACUGUAAUUGUUAGUAAUAAGAAUGGCCUUGGAGGUCGUAAUCAACAAUUAGCGCUUCAGUUUAGUAUAGAUAUGUCUAAAUUAGAUGAAUCAACACCAAAUUUACCAAAAGCUAUUUUAUUGUCUGCUGGCACAGACGGUAUAGAUGGUCCAACCGAUGCAGCAGGUGCUAUUGGAUUUGCGAAACAAUUUGAUAUGGCUGUUAAUUUAGGUAUAGAUCCAAUGUUGUUCCUAAAGGAGAACAAUUCUUAUAACUAUUAUAAAAAUUUAAAAGAGGGAAAAUAUUUAAUCGAAACAGGACAUACAGGAACGAAUGUUAUGGAUUUACAUGUACUGAUUAUUACCAACUCUGAUUUUGUCUCGGAAUAAAAUAUUAUUUUUAAUAGAUUAGAUUUUUAUG